Molecule: messenger RNA, 1200 nt
Organism: Rhipicephalus sanguineus (brown dog tick)
Lineage: Eukaryota; Metazoa; Arthropoda; Arachnida; Ixodida; Ixodidae
Product: replication protein A 14 kDa subunit
Exons: 4
Coding region: 142-477 (111 amino acids)
Biological process (GO): mismatch repair; nucleotide-excision repair; double-strand break repair via homologous recombination
Cellular component (GO): site of double-strand break; DNA replication factor A complex; nucleus
Molecular function (GO): single-stranded DNA binding; damaged DNA binding
Source: RefSeq, a predicted model, not a curated record
UGAGAACGCCACUGCUACCAUUAUUUGUGUUGCAUCGUCGAAGGUUUCCCUUCUCUACUAGACUUCGUAUACGAGGUGGUGUUUGAGGUGGAUUGAGGUAUUGUGCUUGUGUGAAAAACCCAGCGUGUGAACAGGCGAGACAUGCGCGUCAACGCAAAGCUACUCGCAAAUUACCAGAGGCAGACGGUGUGUCUUGUCGGCAGGGUCCUGCAGAGCGAGCCCCAGGGUAUGUCAUUCAAGAUGGAAUCCCCAGACAAGCAGGUCGUCCAAGUAAUCAUGAAGAAUCCGAUUCAAGAACCACUGGAGGGCAUCAUUGAAGUAGUUGGUGAAGUCACUGCUAAGUUGGCGAUUGUCUGCGAAAGUUACGUGCUCUUUCCACCUGCAGUAACGGAAAACUUUGACAUGGGAACUUACAACGCUGUUGUUGAGACCAUACAGAGUGCCAAGGAUUAUUACCCAACUAUGGCCUCAGCAUAACAUCAUGCAUCCCUGGCACUUAUUUGUGCAUUGUUUUUUUUUCAUUUCUUGCAUGGACCUGUUGUGCCUUUGUAUCGGAACUUUUGCAGUGCAGCGUCGGCACAGUUUUGUGCAAAGCAACACAAUUGGCACGAUAAUUUUUUUCUGCUGUAUUUUUAUUUUUCUUUCAAACGCUGCACACUCACUUGAAUAAAGCAGAAGGGGACAUACAGUGAAACACAAAUGACUAAUAAAUGAAUACAACCAAAUAAAGAUAAUAUGUGUGGAUAUUUGUACUCUCAAAAUUCUCUUGGGCAACUUAAUUGUCGCAUUCUUUUAUAGUUUUUGUAGAAAAAAAUGAGUAUUCAUAUACGUCGUUCAAGCCAUAUAGCUCCUGUAUAAUUUUUUCGAGAUUUUGAUGAGCACUUAGGGUGGGAAGUAACAAGUGCCGACCACGCAUUAAAAUAAAAAAUACGUUGCGGCCCCACUACGAUGGCCUUGUUGACGAAGAAUCUGAAUGAAAUAUUUUGUUGGUUUUAUGGGUUUCAUGAUAUGACAUAAGCAUGGAGUGUAUAUCGGUAUUAGUAUGCCUGAGUUGCGAUUGAGCAUGUUUUCUGUUGUCUGAAUGUGAACGGAUUCCAGAUGAAGCCUUGCCGUUUUGUUCUUUUCUCAUCCAAUUUAUCUUCGCGCUAUUCCAGUCGAUGUCGUGGACACUGCGUGUUCAUUAAAGCUCGUUUGUUGCCA